AAGAGUGAGUGACCGAUUAAUAUCAACAAACCAAGUCAAUGCUCUAUCUCUCUCAGUUACAUACAACUGUUAAUUCACAUGUUAUAAUCGUACCUAUUUGUUUUACUACUGAUCAUGUAAUUAAGGAAGGGGCAUCACAUGCAUGGAUCUGAGGAACCUCUUGCGCCGCAAUGCGGCAAAACUCUUCGAGUCGUCGUCGUCCUCCUCCUCGUCAACCGGCUCCUCCCGGUCGUUAGUCUACACGCGCGCGAUGGAGUUUUACGACCAAGCGGAUAUCCGAUUCGAGGGAGUGGAGGCCGAGUUAAACCAGCUUUGCCAGAGCCUGGGGCUCUCCAGCAUUGAGGAUUUCUCCAUUCCGGCCGCGGACUGGGAGGCCAUUAAGCUCCGCUCCUCGUUGGACCUCCUGCCACCGCCGCGGAGGCCGAAUCGAGGCGGCGGUGGGGAGUUCGAUGACGAGGUGAACGAGAAACAGAAAGAGGAAAUUGGAGUAUUGGAGAGCGAGGAUCCAGCUAGAGUUUUGGAUGAAUGUGUUGUUCCUGCUGAGAGCAGUGGUUGCUGUGGUGGAAUUAAGGGUUUUCGGCCUCCGAUGUUGAAGCCGCCGCCGGGGGUUAGGGUUUCGGUGGUGGACGACGCCACGUGUUCCACGUCGGAUUUGAUGCGGGAUUUUGCGCCGAAAGGGGAAGGAGGAGGGAAGGAUAGUUACGUGGAAUUAAAUUCUUCCGAUGAUGAAGAUGAUCAUGAGCGAGAAGAAGAAGAAGAAGAAGAAGAAGAAGAAGAAGAAGAAGAAGAAGGGGAAGUUGGUGGAGUGAGAGUGGAGAGUGUAGAAGAGGAAAAUGCGGCAACGAUUGCGGAGAUUGUGGGUGAUUUUUCAGGGUUUUCUACUUCGAAUGAAGAUGAUUCUUCUGGCACUACCACUGGACCUAGGUCUAAUAAUAUAUCUCCCAAUGGGAGAAUCAAGCGUGUUAUUACCGCGGGUAACUGGCAGAAGGGUGAGUUUUUGGGGCGAGGUUCGUUAGGUUCUGUUUAUGAAGCGAUUUCUGAAGAUGGAUUCUUUUUUGCUGUAAAAGAAGUUUCACUACUUGAACAGCGGAAUCCGCGAAUGCAAAGUGUAUAUCAACUGGUGGAACAGGAGAUUGCACUUUUGAGUCAAUUUGAACAUGAGAAUAUAGUUCAAUACAUUGGCACCGAAAUGGAUGCAUCAAAUCUGUAUAUCUUUAUUGAGCUUGUAACCAAAGGUUCCCUUCGAAACCUCUACCAGAGAUAUUAUCUUCGAGAAUCUCAAGUAUCUGCCUAUACAAGACAGAUUUUGCAUGGUUUAAAGUAUCUUCAUGACCGAAAUAUUGUUCACAGGGAUAUUAAAUGUGCAAAUAUAUUGGUGGAUGCAAACGGGUCUGUUAAGCUUGCAGAUUUUGGAUUGGCAAGGGCAACCAAAAAAUUGAAUGAUGUUAAGUCCUGCAAGGGAACAGCAUUCUGGGUGGCCCCUGAGGUUGUAAACGGGAAAAACACAGGUUAUGGGCUUCCUGCUGAUAUAUGGAGUCUGGGAUGUACUGUGUUGGAGAUGUUAACGGGCGAAAAUCCAUACUCUCCCUUAGAAUCUAUGCAGGCAUUGUUUAGAAUUGGAAGAGGUGAGCCUCCUCAUGUGCCUGAUUCUCUUUCAAGAGAUGCACGGGAUUUUAUUCUGCAGUGUCUAAAAGUUGAUCCAGAUGAACGCCCCAGUGCUGCUCAACUCUUAAACCAUACCUUUGUCCAAAGGCCACUGCAUUCCCAGUCUUCUGGUUCUGCAUCUCCUUAUAUUAGAAGGGGUUAAACUUGUCACCUCCAACUGUGAAAGAUAAUGAAGUCAAAUUGGAUGCACAUAUCUCUGGUGGAUCUUUUGUUUUUUUUUUUGUUUUUUUGUUUUAUCUUUUAUAAUGAGAAGAGCAGCCAAAGCCUUACAUUUAGCGGUUUGCACAAAGUCCCAACAAAAUCUGUCCAAAUAAAUUGGUUACUUUGUUCAGAGAUCUGACAUUCAUUGGAUAUAAAAGUAUCUCCAAUGUUCAAUCUUCAAGUUGCUAGAGUUGGUCUCAGGUGCAUUGUUGUAACAAUAGUUCAUUGUGUUGUGCCUUUAGAAUUCAGAGUUUGCUUGCUUGUAACUUUACUCAAUUUUUUAAGCACUGCUUUGGAUCUAGCAAUGGAUAGGCAAUCCAGAGAGAUAACUCACCCUUUGGCUUGAAUGCCAUUUUUGAGAAUUAUGGUCCACGUGUUAUCUAAUUAAUGUGAUAAUUUGUCUGUUGUAGCAGUGUAAAAUAUCAACGUCAAGCUGUAAUAGGUUGUCCGAGUCUUCCCCUUUUGUUUGUUUAGUUAGCAUAUGAAAGAAUUCUUAGGCUAAACGUUUGGGAGCGGUAGUAACAAGGAUUAGAUACCAUGCUAUAUGUACAUAUCACCUUUAUUAGUAAGCAAUUGUUUGUUUAUAUCUUUA
Messenger RNA from Glycine soja, 2458 nucleotides. RefSeq names its product mitogen-activated protein kinase kinase kinase 1-like. Gene Ontology annotation, biological process: protein phosphorylation. The record is from RefSeq and is a predicted model, not a curated record. Gene Ontology annotation, molecular function: protein kinase activity; ATP binding. Lineage: Eukaryota; Viridiplantae; Streptophyta; Magnoliopsida; Fabales; Fabaceae. The transcript is spliced from 10 exons. The coding region runs from base 143 to 1807 and encodes 554 amino acids.